Condylostylus longicornis is the source of this 3652-nucleotide messenger RNA. RefSeq names its product protein quick-to-court (gene qtc). Lineage: Eukaryota; Metazoa; Arthropoda; Insecta; Diptera; Dolichopodidae. The transcript is spliced from 6 exons. The record is from RefSeq and is a predicted model, not a curated record. Bases 214 to 3507 code for a protein of 1097 amino acids.
AAAAGAUUCACAUAAAAAAGAAAAAUAACCCUAAAUAUAAAACGCAUUAAUGACGUAACUAAUAUUUCAUUCAUACAAUACUAACAAAAUAGUAACUAAAGAAAAUAAUAACUAUAAUAAUAAUAAGGAAAAAAAAUUCAUCGCAACUUGCACAACAUAUACAUGCAUGUACCUUAAAACUAACAUCAUAUAGUUAUUUCGGUACUCUUGUGUAUGAUGUCAAAAUUGAAAAAUAAAAAAACAAACAUAGCAACAUUAUCAUCAUCAUCUUCAACAAUAACAACAUUACCAACCUCAAUACCAACAAAAAUAUCAACACCACCAUUAACAGUUAAAGAAAAACGAAGAUUACAACAAAGACGUAAUAGCUCUUCACCAGUUACAAGAAUUAAUUACGAAACAAAUUUAUCAUUUAGUAAUAGAACUGAAUUCACCAUUACAAAUCAUACAUUAACAUCUAUACCCAUUGAUACAAAUUUAAAAAGCACAAAUUCAACAACAUCUUUAAAUUCGGAUAUUAUAACAAAUUCACCAGGACAAUUUCGUCGUAGUCGUAUACCAGUAAUAAUAAAUUCACCAUCACGACAUAAUUCAAGACGUUCAUUAUCGGCGAGAUUGCGCACUAAUAAUUCUACUAACAAUUCAACAACAUUAACAGCAGGAAAAACUAAUACAACAGCAACAAUAAAUAAUUCUGAUUUAUUAUUAUUUACAUCUCCUCCAACAUUUCGUAAACGUAUAAGUUCUUCAUUAUCACGAGAUUCAUCACCAGGUGGUGUUAAAUAUUUUGGUGGUCAUUAUUAUCUUAAUAAUAAUUUUAACAGUUCUCACUGUUAUAUACAGCAACAUCAUUAUCAGCAACAGCAACAACAACAACAACAACAACAACAACAGCAACAACAUUUUUAUAAACAACAACAAUUAAAUGAACAAAAACUGUUAAACCAAUACCAAUUGAAAAAACAACAGCAAAUACAAUACAACGAAAAUAAAAUUUAUCAACAACAAAAAAUUCAAAACGAAUUUAAAGGAUAUUCAUAUAAUAUUAAAAAUAAUAAGAAGGGAAAACACGAAGUUAUACUAACACAACAUUUGAGUAAAAAUUUAAUUACAUCAAGUAUUGUAGGAAUAGAAACUGAAAAAGAAAAUCAAAAUUUUAAAAUAAAAGAAAAUAUUAAAGCUAAUGAAAAGGAUAAAAUUAAUAUAGAAUUUAGUGAUUGUAACGAUAUCAUUGAAAUGAGUAGCACAUUGAAAUCGGAUACAAAUAAUAAAAUAGAUAAUAAUAAAGAAUUAACAACUGAAUUAAUAAAUGAAAAUAAUACAAAUAGUAGUGAUAUAACAUCAAAACCAACAACAAAUACGGAAACAGCAACAACAACAACAACAAAAACAACAGUAUGUAUAACAGAAAAUACAGUUAAUAAUAUGGCGUCUAAAAUGGAUGAUAUGAAGGUCAUAUCAAAAGAUGAAGAAAAUUUAAUGAAAAAUCAAAAUGAAAAAAAUAUAGAAAAUCUAGAUGAUAUUAUUAAUAAAAUUGAUGAAACAAUUAUUAAUACAACGACAUUAAUAAUUAAUAAUGAUAAUAAAAUAAUACCAAAUGGUAGUUGUAUUGUUGAAAAUCAAAUUAAAUGUCCAAAUGGUUGUUGCCCUAAAUCAUCAUGCAGUCCAAUAAGUCCAAUUGCUGAAGAAGCUGAAGAAUCUGGUAAUAUAUUAUUAAAUUGUGCAAAUACUUUAAAAAAAGAUAAUAAUAAUAUUACAACAAAAAAUAUUGUAUGCUGUACAAAUUCAUCAUCAACUGGUAUUACUUGUACCUCAUCAGGCGCUAAAACAAAACGUGAUUCUGGUGGAAUGACAUUAAAUCUGAAUGCACCAUCGACAUCGAAUGCAAAUAAUAAUAGUAAUAAUAAUGCUAGCACUUCGAUGAAAUCACGUACACCAAUAACGCCAAAAACUCCGCAUACACCAAAAACCCCAUCAAGAUCAAAUUGCAGUCCAUCUUCAUCAACAAAUCAUAAUAAAAUUACACCAAAAACUCCACCAGUUACACCAGAUUCAUAUAAUACAUAUAUAGAUGACGAUUUAGAUUCUGUUUACAGUUAUAGUUCGGGCAGAUCAACAAUGUCUUGUGAUCAUCCUUAUGUAGCAAGGAAUGGAACAACAUUUAGUGGUAGAAAAAUGAAAUAUGUUGUUCAUUGUUCUGCAUAUGCUGGUCAAGUUGGUGAUGAUUAUUUAACACCAACACAACGUGCUCAAAGGCAAUUAAGACGUUUAAAAGAACUAUUAACACAGGCACGUCAAGAUUUAGAACAAAAAGAUUCUGAAUUAUUACGUUUAACACGUGAAGUUGUUGAAUUACGUUUAUUUAAAGCAUCAUUAAGUUCACCAGAAGAUCCAUCAAAUUCAAGUGAUGCAGUUACUGUACGUGAAGCACCAACUGAUUUAAAAACAUCACAAGAUGUAUCACCAAUUGUUGAUACAAUGAUGUUAGAUGAUGGUAUAAAAUCAAGUCCAAAACAUGUAUUAUUUCAUCAUGGAGGAAAUUCUGGUAGUGGAAAUUUACAUCAUCAUCAUCAUCAUAUUCAUCAUCCAUCUCAUAUUAAUAAUUAUAAUAUUGGUUCUGGUGGUGGUAAUAGUAGUAGUUCAUCAUCCCAUCAAACAUCAACAAAUUAUUUGGAUAAAAUAUCAAAUUCUGAAAUGCAAAGUUCAUUUGCUGAUUCCGGUCAUUUUGAAGAUAUGACAACAUCACAUUCAACCCAAGAUCAAGCAUGUGGUAGUGAUAAUAAUUUAAUUGAAACAUAUGAAGAACAGAGAGCUGAAUUAAUAAGAUUGUAUGAGAAAAAAAUUGAAGAAUUAAUUAAAAAUCAAGAUGAUGCAACUGGUGAAUUAAAAAAAUCACAUAAUGAUCGUAUUGAAGCAUUAUUACAAAAAUUAGCUGAUAUUAAUACUAGAUAUGCUGACAUUGUACCAGAUUAUGAACAAGCAAAAGAAAAAAUUCGUGAAUUGGAAAAACAAUUAGAAGAUUUACAACAAAAAUUAUUGGAACAUGAAGAAACACAAAAGAAAAUGUACUUACAUAUGUAUCAAAAAGGUCAGGAAGCUGAAAGAAUUGCACGUGCUGAACAGAUAAUGGAAAUAGCGCAUAGGCAACCAAAUCGUGUAUCAAUACCAGAAUUACUGCAACAAUUACAGAGUACACAAGACGAAUUAGAAAAUAUUAGGGUAUGCAACAAUAGAGAAAGAGGUGAAUGCGCUCUUCUAACAGCAAAAGAAGCUAUAUCGUUAUGGGUACUUGGCGCGAGGAAGACAAUCUAUCGGCGUUUAAUUGAAGCUCAACAAAAUAAACAAAAAGUUGAUCCAGAAGUAACAUUGCAGUUCCUUAAGAGCGCUAUUUAUUAUUUUUUAACUGAUAAAGAAAAUUCACAAGGACAUUUGAAUGCAAUCGAAAGUAUUUUAGAGUUUUCUGAACAAGAAAAAGAAAAAAUUCAUAGAGCACGUACAUCGAAAUAAAUUUAUUAUUUACAUUGUAUAAGUUGUUUUACUAUAUAUUCUUAUAUAUACAAAUUUUUAUUCAAACGAAAAAAUACACAAGUUUGAAAUAAUGAAAACUAGUAAAAAAAAAAUUACAGCGCUAUCAUAAAUUUGUAGUUCAAAA